Cimex lectularius (bed bug) is the source of this 1236-nucleotide messenger RNA. RefSeq names its product formin-2-like. The record is from RefSeq and is a predicted model, not a curated record. Bases 37 to 1095 code for a protein of 352 amino acids. NCBI's taxonomy places the organism in Eukaryota, Metazoa, Arthropoda, Insecta, Hemiptera, Cimicidae. The transcript is spliced from 2 exons.
UUUAAAUAGUGUGUUCCGUCUCAGGAAGGAGUCAAAAUGUACGCGAAGACAGUUAUCGUCGCUUUGUUCUUGGCGAGUCUUUGCGGCGGCGGAGAUGCUUGCUGCAAGAAAUUACUCCUUUCCGAUGCGUGCUUCUGUAAGGCUCCUCUCUGCCUAGCACCGGCUCCGGCACCAGCGCCAGUCUGCUACGCUCUACCUGCUCCGGCACCGCCUCCAGUGUGCUUGUCACUGCCGCCUCCGCCGCCGCCACCACCGAUCUGUCUGGCACUUCCGCCGCCGCCACCGCCACCUCCGGUCUGCCUAGCUCUACCGCCUCCGCCGCCGCCACCACCAGCUUGUCUUCCCCCACCACCGCCACCGCCGGUCUGUCUUCCUCCACCGCCGCCACCGCCUCCACCACCGGUCUGUCUUCCUUCACCACCGCCACCACCGGUCUGUCUUCCCUUACCUCCACCACCGCCUCUGUGUCUUCCUCCUUCACCCCCGCUUUGUCUAUCUCCUCCGCCAACGUUUUGUCUACCUCCUUCGCUCCCGCUUUGUCUACCUCCUCCACCCCCGCUUUGUCUGCCUCCUCCGCCAACGUUUUGUCUACCUCCUUCGCUCCCUCUUUGUCAACCUCCUCCACCCCCUCUUUGUCUACCUCCUCCGCUCCCGGUUUGUCUACCUCCUGAACCACUUUGUCUUCCUCCCUCACCAAUCGCUCUUCCGCCUUUACCACUUUGUCUGCCUCCUGCAGGACUCCCUCUUCCGCUUUUGUCUCUAUUGCCUCCUCAACUCCAAAAGUUGCUCGGAUUACUAGCAUCACUUGGCAUACCCCCAUCGGCACUAGCUACGCUCCCUCCUGCUGCACUUGAAGCACUAGGCCUGUCCCCGGCACUUCUUGCACUUCUGGGUGUAGCACCUGGAGCAGCUCCUCCUGCCAAUCCUGGUAUCCUUCCCGCACUCCUUGCAGCUUUAGGCCUUCCCCCGGCACUUCUUUCAGCACUAGGUCUAGCACCGGGUGCACCCCUUCCUGCUCUCCCUCCUUCAGCACUUGCAGCACUCGCUGCUGCACUGGGCGCACCCCCUGCGCUUCCUCCACUACCCGCUGCAUAACCGUCUCUUAGCACUUUUCUUUUGACCAAGACUUACGUUACCCGUACGACCAGGUCCACUUCCUGUGUUGCCAACCCGUGCCAGUGUGUUAUUAGUAUAGUAUUUAUUGAAGUUCAGGAAUUAAAUUAUUCGUUUAGUAAA